Messenger RNA from Botrytis cinerea B05.10, 1184 nucleotides. RefSeq lists its product as hypothetical. The coding region runs from base 372 to 1118 and encodes 248 amino acids. Gene Ontology annotation, molecular function: oxidoreductase activity. Lineage: Eukaryota; Fungi; Ascomycota; Leotiomycetes; Helotiales; Sclerotiniaceae. The record is from RefSeq and is a predicted model, not a curated record. The transcript has 2 exons.
GGGUCGCUGCAAGUCAGAUUCGGUGCUACCAAACACCUUAGAGUGGUCGGUAGAAUUUUUCGAAUAGUCGGCAAGUGCUGCGGCUUCUCAUAAGAUAUCCGGAACUUUAUUAGAUUGGAAUUUAAUAAACCAAAAGCUAAUGUCUCAUUCCUUGUAAUGUUCUUGGCUCAAAGUAUUCGUGUUAAGCAAAUGGCGUUCCUGGUGAGGCUUUUGAGAUAAAGAAAGGACUAGGGGUGCAGAGUGUAUAAAAUUACGUUCUUUUCUCAAAUAGCCAUAUUUCUCAACAAACAUCACCAGCUUCCUUUGUGAACAUUCUUUGCAAUUCAGAACUCCCGAACUCAACGGCAACAAUCCACAAUCCACAAUUCAAAAUGUCUAACACAAAGACAUACAUUAUAACUGGCGCGAAUCGAGGAAUUGGUCGUGGCUUUGUAGAAGCUCUGAUACAACGACCAAACACCACCGUUAUAGCAGGCGUCCGAGACCUCUCCUCCCCGACAUCAAAAUCUCUCUCCGAUCUCCCUCUGGCUACUGGCACUCGCAUAAUUCCGCUUCUAGUUUCCAGUAGCGAUGAGCUGUCUCCAUCUCAGGCUGUCGAAGAACUCCAAAACACACAUGGUAUAAAACACAUCGACGUUGUCAUCGCUAAUGCCGGCAUAUCACAAUGGCAUGGCAAGGUUUCCGAGAUGCCUCUAUCCGAAGUACGCGAACAUUUUGAAGUCAACACAAUCGGAGUUCUGACUCUAUAUCAAGCCACACUUCCCCUCCUUUUGAAGUCUACAAAUCCCGUUUUCAUGGCCGUGACAUCGGGUGUCUCGAGUAUUGGUGCUAUGGGAGACAUACCACUUCCGGUGCCUGCAUACGGGAUGAGUAAAGCGGCAUUGAAUUAUAUGGUUAGAAAAAUCCAUUUUGAGCAUGAGAAGCUUAUUGCCUUUGUCAUAUGCCCAGGAUGGGUACAAACUGAUAUGGGAAAAUCAGUGGCCGACAUGGGAGUAGAGGCUGCGCCAGUAAGUACGGAGGAAAGUGUCAAGGGAAUGUUGGAGAAGAUUGAUAACGCAACGAGAGAAGGAAUAUCAGGGACUUUUCAAGCGUUCGAUGAAAAAAAGUAUCCUUGGUAGACGAAACGAAGGCUAGCCAAUUAUUUUUCCCCACCACAAGUCUUUCGUAGAAUCAGUACAGUCCCA